Pygoscelis adeliae (Adelie penguin) is the source of this 4765-nucleotide messenger RNA. It is a transcript of the gene KATNIP, whose product is annotated as KIAA0556 ortholog. NCBI's taxonomy places the organism in Eukaryota, Metazoa, Chordata, Aves, Sphenisciformes, Spheniscidae. The coding region runs from base 11 to 4765 and encodes 1584 amino acids. The record is from RefSeq and is a predicted model, not a curated record. The transcript is spliced from 26 exons.
UAUUAAGGACAUGGUGACUGACUUUGAUGAAAAACAUGAUGAAUACUUAAUAUCCCUUCAGCAGAGAAACCGGCUACUGGGACGUUUGAAAAGAAAGGAUCCUAUACAAAUCAAACUGGAGCAGUUAGAACAAGGGUUUUCUCUGUACCUGAAUGGAGCUAAUUCAGAGCUGAGAAAUUACCGCAGAAAAAUCAACUCACAUGGCUACCUUAAAAAUGAGACAAAGACCGCCAGGACAAAUGCAGCCCAGCUAGAAGAGAGUGAGUUGCGAGAACGCAGCGCACACACUGCACCAAGCAAAAUACAACGCAGAAGUUGGCUUCAGAAAACCGUGGAGAUUAAAACAGAAAGGGGGGCUAAACUCUGCAUUAAACCUCCUCUUGAGUACUCUGAGGAUUUUGAACCUUAUGAAAGCUUGAGCGUGGAAACAAAUGGUCAUGAUCCUCUCCGUUACUCCCAGAAAUUGAGAAGAAGCUUGCAACUCAAUAUAGAAGAGAAAAGGAUGGAAGAAGACUCUCUCAGCGAUGAUUACGACUCUGUUGAAGAGGAUGUGUUUUCAGAACCAUCUCCCACUGAGGAAACAAUUACAAGCUUUGGAGGCCUUCAGUUGCAUAGCAGUCGAUCACAGAAAGAAGCUUCUGAACAUCAGGAUGCUGGGAGAUGCUCUGGCCUUGAUUCUGGUGCCCUUACUGUGUUAGAGUUCAACCAGGAUCAAAGUAAAGUGAAGCCACUGCGAGUUCUCUCGGCAAAAAGAAAAGAUAAUGCUGAAAUGUACAUUCCUGUGAGACCAAUCGUGGUAAAAAAUAAAAUCACUCGGCCACUCUCUGCUGAGUUCUUGCAGCAGGAAAGACAUGAAAGAAUUUGUUCGAGACCAUUAAGUCGACCAGAAAGACCGCUUUCAGCAACUCGAAAGAAUGUGUGUGAGAAGGAUCCUGAUCUCUCGGUUUCAGCUGUGGUUAAAGCAAUGCAAAUUGAAAAUGAAGUCUUGCAGAGAGAUCUGCAAAGGCAGACAGUUUCCACAAGCCCUCAAAAGAAAUUUUCUGUUUCAUCUGUUGUUUCUGCAAUGGCUGAACCUCCAGAAAAAAGCCAAACAAGGACUGCAGUCACAAAAGCUGUUGAGAGAAUUUGUCCUUUUGGAAGCAGACAACGGAAGAAACUUCUGAAAGUCCUUCCAGAGCCUGAGAGCCAUUCUGCCUGUGGUAAUGACUUAUUCCUAUCUGAAGACAAAUCUGAAGUAGAUUCCAUGUUGAGAGAGAAGAUGACAACCAGUAUGGAAGUACGUGAUGCCAUUUAUGUGACUAUGGAACUUCUUUCUAACUGGGGAAAUCCAGUAAACGUGGGCCUGAGCGAGGUGGAAUUCUUUGAUUUAUACAAUGAAAAGAUAUUUGUGUCUCCUCAUGAUGUGGACAUUCGAAAUGCUGACAACCCAGGGGAUUUGUGCUGCUUGGUCAAUAAGAACUUAAAUACUGCGAAGGAAAGCUUCCUUUGGAUGUGCCCUUUCCAUCCGCCCAUCCAACUUUACUUUGUUAUCCGCAAUCCCACCCGGUCACAUGACUUUGGUAUAUCCAAGAUCAAGAUUUGGAAUUACAACACAACAACUCCCUGUGACCUUGGUGUUGGAGCAAAGAAGGUGAAGUUAUAUGUUGAUGAGAACCUUGUAUUUGAUGGUGAAUUAGAGAGAGCCUCUGGAGAUCUCCUCACUGACCAUAGCACUACAAUUGACCUUACAGAUCACAAACAAGGUAUCGCUGCAUAUUUUUCAAAUGAAAGGAAAGAAGUAAAUGCACCUGCAGUCACAGAGAAGAAACCAGACCUACAUUUUAAAUGCUUACAGUCAAACAGUACUUCACUAAACUGGAACUCUCUGCCAGAAGAAAAUCUUCUUGAGCAUAAGAUGAACUCAGUCAGCUUUACAAAGAAAAAUUUGCCUGAGUUAGAGGAUGAUCUAAAAGUGUUACCAUCUCAAGUUUGUAUAAAAGAUGCCAAAGAGAAUGCAACAGUACAAGCAGUUACAGAGCAUGUUCAAUCUGAUGAUGAACUUACUUUGAGUGAGCAAAUGGAAAAGCUAACAGGAAGAAAAUUGUCUGAUUCUACAGGUGCAAUUCCUUCUUGGUUACAGUCAUCUUCCCAAGAAACAGAGAAUAAUCAAGUUACUUCCAGUAAGCAGAAGCCUCCCUGGCUUGCUACAGAACAUUGUGUAGGCUUGAAAUUUCAAACACAGUCAGAUGGAAUCAUGAAAAUCUUUUCAGAUCUGACUAAUGAGGAUGUCAAAUGUCAGAGAAAUGAGCUGGGAAGAUCCAGUAGUAGAAAUGCAAAUGGAGAUGAGAGACCACAAAUGCUAACCAGAAAGGAUGGUGGUGUGGGCUUGGACAUUUCGGAGCAACUUUCUAACAAAAAUUGCUGCAGCUUACAGUACCCUACAAGUGGAAGGAGGAGUGUCAGAUAUGUAAAAAAGGAGGGUUUAAACACUAUAAAUCUCAGAGAAGAUGAUUCCGCACUCAAAGAUGAAGACUUUUCUAUCAAGGACAUAGCAACCUCUAGAGCAAAGUGGCACAACGAACAAGAACACACUCUGCAGGAGUCGUGGAACUCUUUGGUUAAGUUUAAUUAUUCCCAUCGUGGCCGAAUCUCUAACAUGGAUUUUCAAGGGGAUAUCUUUGAUGAGUUUCUCCAUCAACAGAAAAUCAACCGUCCUGGAGAGUAUCAGCAAAUGAGAAAAGAGGGACUGCAAACACUACCAAAAAAGCAAGAAAAAGAAAAUUCUGUAGAGGCACAUGAUGGAAAUGAUUUUAAAAUUCCUGUUUUACCUUAUGGGCAGCACUUAGUGAUAGACAUUCAAACAACAUGGGGAGACAGACAUUAUGUUGGUCUUAAUGGAAUUGAAGUUUUCAGUUCUAAAGGAGAGCCUGUUCAGAUUUCAAAAAUAACAGCUGAACCACCUGAUAUAAAUAUUCUACCAGCUUAUGGCAACGAUCCCAGAAUAAUAAGCAACUUAAUUGAUGGGGUAAAUCGGACCCAGGAUGAUAUGCAUCUCUGGCUAGCACCGUUUACCCCUGGAAAACCUCACUUUAUCUUUAUUGACUUUGUGAAUUCCUGUCAAGUAGCUAUGAUUAGGAUUUGGAAUUAUAAUAAAUCUCGCAUACACUCUUCAGGAACCUUGACUGGAGGUAUGCUAUCAUUUCUUAUUUUCUUUGUGGAAACAGCAGUACAAUACAAACAAAUACAUUUAGCUUUGAUUGCCAAAGCUUCAGGAACCUUGACUGGAGCUCCAGAGCACUUUGGGGAUACUAUAUUGUUCACUACCGAUGAUGAUAUUCUUGAAGCUAUAUACUGCUAUGAUGAGACAUAUGAUGGAGAAAUGGAAAAUGCCAGCUCUUUGAGAUACGAGGAAGAGCUAAAGAGGCCAACAACUGCUGAUAGGGAGGGAGAUGAAAGACCUUUUACACAAGCGGGAUUAAGAACAGAGGGUCAACAGGUUCAAGAGCCAGACCCUCUCUCUGAAUGUAUACCCAAGGAAUCAGGAGUAUUUACUGGAAAAUGCCUGCAACUGAAUUUUACCAUGACCUGGGGAGACUCCCAUUACCUUGGACUGACAGGACUUGAAGUGAUAGGGAAGAAUGGUCACGCAUUAAAAAUAAGUACAGAACAGAUUUCUGCUUCACCCCAAGACUUAAAUGAUCUUCCAGAGUAUACAGGAGAUUCCAGAACAUUAGAAAAGUUAAUAGAUGGGACUAAUAUCACAGUAGAGGAUGACCAUAUGUGGCUCAUUCCCUUCUCUUUUGGAGAAGAUCAUCUGCUCACAAUCUAUUUUGAUAAAAUUGAAAGUAUUGCAGGGCUUCGCUUUUGGAACUAUAAUAAAUCUCCAGAGGAUACCUUUAGAGGGGCUAAGAUAGUCCAUGUGUUGCUGGAUGGUCACAGCAUCUCCCCUCCAGAGGGCUUUCUUAUCCGCAAGGGACCAGGCAACUGCCAUUUUGACUUUGCCCAAGAAAUUCUCUUUCUUGACUAUCUGCAGCCCCAGCUGAUUAAUAAAGUACAAAGGAGGACGGGUUCAAAGAGAAUGGAACAAGCUAGUAUGGACUACGAAGCACCAUUAAUGCCAUGUGGUUUUGUUUUCCAGUUUCAGCUUCUGACAAGUUGGGGUGAUCCCUACUACAUUGGUUUGAAUGGACUUGAGUUGUUCAAUGAACAUGGAGACCAAAUCUUGCUAACUGAAAACAAUAUUGCUGCUUUUCCAGAUAGUGUCAACAUUUUAGAAGAUGUAUCUGGAGACAUCCGAACUCCAGACAAACUAGUUGACAGAGUAAACGACACAACUGAUGGCAGACAUAUGUGGCUUGCACCAGUUCUUCCUGGUUUGGUGAAUAGGGUAUAUGUCAUUUUUGAUGUACCUACUACUGUGUCAAUGAUCAAGUUAUGGAAUUAUGCCAAAACACCUCAGAGAGGUGUGAAAGAAUUCGGUCUUCUGGUGGAUGACUUGCUUGUGUACAAUGGGAUUCUGGAUAUGGUGAACCAUGUAGUAUCAGGCAUCCUGCCAACCUGUGAUCCAGUGGUCCCGUAUCAUACCAUUCUCUUUACAGAUGAUGAGAAGAUUUGCCAUCAGGAGAAGAGAACUGUUAUUAGCAAUCAUGUGGGAGAUCAGGAUGUACGAAUGAUGAAUGAAAAUGAGAUUGUCACAAACAGCAAAAAGAAGCAGGCUGUGGCUGAUCCAGCUUUGCGUCCAAAAACCUGCAUAUGUGAAAAAGGACUGCAGAGGAGGAAAAGAUAA